Lathyrus oleraceus (garden pea) is the source of this 612-nucleotide messenger RNA. RefSeq names its product heavy metal-associated isoprenylated plant protein 22. Gene Ontology annotation, molecular function: metal ion binding. The transcript has 3 exons. Bases 74 to 511 code for a protein of 145 amino acids. NCBI's taxonomy places the organism in Eukaryota, Viridiplantae, Streptophyta, Magnoliopsida, Fabales, Fabaceae. The record is from RefSeq and is a predicted model, not a curated record.
CAUAAUUCCCUUAUAUAAGUAUAUAAUUUGGCAACCAAAACAUUAUCCUAAAACUCACCUUUUUGUUAAGAAAAUGGGUGCUCUAGAUUUCCUCUCAGAUUACUUCUCUGUCACUCCAAAAAAGAAACACAAGCCAAUGCAGACAGUUGAAAUAAAGGUGAAAAUGGACUGUGAUGGGUGUGAAAGAAGAGUUCGAAGUUCAGUUUCCCAUAUGUCAGGUGUGAAGGAAGUGGAUGUGAAUAGAGAGCAAAGUAAGGUAACAGUGACUGGUUAUGUGGAUAGAAACAAGGUGUUGAAGAGAGUGCAAAGCACAGGAAAAAGAGCUAAGUUUUGGCCAUAUGUUGAAUAUAAUUUGGUGGCAUAUCCUUACGUAACACAGGCUUAUGCAAAGAAUGCACCCUCUGGAUUUGUGAGAAACACUGAAUUAGCAUUACCAAAUCCAAAUGGAGCAGAUGAUAACAUCACUUCUUUCUUCAGUGAUGAUAAUCCUAAUGCAUGUUCAAUCAUGUGAAGCUAUUUUAAGCAUGCUUUCAAGCUGUUUUUUAAUCAUCAAUUAUUAAUAGUACUAUAGAUGAAUUAAGAUUUGGAAGCUAUUUUGAGCAUGUUGUAAAA